Messenger RNA from Nannospalax galili (Upper Galilee mountains blind mole rat), 2003 nucleotides. RefSeq names its product lipase A, lysosomal acid type (gene Lipa). Gene Ontology annotation, biological process: sterol metabolic process. The transcript has 10 exons. Gene Ontology annotation, cellular component: intracellular membrane-bounded organelle. The record is from RefSeq and is a predicted model, not a curated record. Lineage: Eukaryota; Metazoa; Chordata; Mammalia; Rodentia; Spalacidae. Gene Ontology annotation, molecular function: sterol ester esterase activity. Bases 161 to 1354 code for a protein of 397 amino acids.
CCUGGCCAGGCUGCUCUGGUUGGCUGCGCAGAAGGCCUGGGCAGGGUGGUGGCCCGGCCCUCCCACCAGGCCACCCUGGGGGCUCCAGGUCCAGCUGCACCCGGCUGGAGAGUGGGCACUGUGGCUGGGACUGCAGCCGGACAGGGGCUCGCGAAGGAAGAUGAGGCUCUUGGGUGUGAUGGUCUAUUUGGUCCUUGGAGUCCAGCUUUCUGAGAAGUCCGGAGGGAAGGUGUCAGCUGUGGAUCCUGAAACAAACAUGAAUGUGACUCAAAUUAUCACUUACUGGGGAUUCCCUAGUGAGGAGCACACAGUUGAGACGCAGGAUGGAUAUAUUUUGUCCCUUCACCGAAUCCCUCACGGGAGGAAGAAUCAUAUGGACAAAGGUCCCAAACCACUUGUAUAUCUUCAGCAUGGCCUUCUGGCAGAUUCUAGUAAUUGGGUCACAAACCUUGCCAACAGCAGCCUGGGCUUCAUUCUGGCUGAUGCUGGUUUUGAUGUGUGGAUGGGGAACAGCAGGGGAAACACCUGGUCUCGGAAACACAAGACUCUCUCCAUAGACCAAGAUGAGUUCUGGGCUUUCAGUUUUGAUGAGAUGGCAAACUAUGACUUACCUGCUUCAAUUAACUACAUUCUGAAUAAGACUGGCCAAGAACAAGUGUAUUACAUGGCUCAUUCUCAAGGCACCACCAUAGGUUUUAUAGCAUUUUCACAGAUUCCUGAGCUGGCCAAGAAGAUUAAAAUGUUUUUCGCUAUGGCUCCUGUGUUGUCGCUUGAUUUUGCUUCGAGCCCUCUGGCCAAAUUAGGACGGUUGCCAGAUCUUCUCCUUGAGGACAUGUUUGGACACAAACAGUUUUUUCCUGAGAAUGCAGUUCUGAAGUGGUUGAGUACUCACAUUUGUACCCAUGUCGUUAUGAAGGAGCUUUGUGGAAAUAUCUUUUUUCUUUUAUGUGGCUUUAAUGAGAGGAAUUUAAAUAUGUCUAGAGUCGAUGUGUAUGCAACACACUGUCCUGCAGGAACUUCUGUGCAAAACAUGUUGCACUGGGGUCAGGUUGUUAAACACCAUACGUUCCAAGCCUUUGACUGGGGAAGCAGUGAUAAGAAUUAUUUUCAUUACAACCAGAGUUACCCUCCCAUGUACAACGUAAAAGACAUGCCUGUACCCACUGCAUUGUGGAGCGGGGAUCAGGACUCACUGGCAGACGCCAAUGACAUCAAUAUCUUACUGACUCAGAUCCCUAAUUUGGUGUACCACAAGCGUAUUCCUGAGUGGGAACAUUUGGAUUUUCUCUGGGGUUUGGAUGCCCCCUGGAGAAUGUAUAAUGAAAUUAUCAGUUUAAUGAGGAAAUACCAGUGAAAGCCAGACUUGGGAUAGAUACUGUUGAGUCCUGCAGAAAAAAAUGUUUAAUUUCUCUAAAACAUUUGUUUUCCUUUCCUAGAUCAUUUGUAUUUUUACAUGUAAGAAAAUGGUGACUUUGAAGAUUCCCAGUGCGCUCUAGUUAGGAUUAGAAACAUUGGCAAUCUUAUGUUUAAUUGUGACUAACAAGCUAGUGUCUCAACUAGUGUCUAUUUUUAAGUCUUUGAAAAAAAUGGUUGAUUUGUGAAAAUGUCAUUAUAAUCAUAUUUUUUUACUUAUUGCAAUUGUUUUGGUGUGUAUGUUGUAUGCAUAUGUGUAUUCUAUGCACUGGCCCAAGCUGGAGUGUGUGACGGUCAGAGACUGACAUCAUAAUGUUGUCCUCAGUCACUUCCCAUAUUAUAUUUUGAGACAUGACUCUUACUGAACCUGGAACUCACCAUCUCAACUAGACUGGCUGACCAAUGAGCCCCAGGAUCUGGCUGUCUCCACCUCCCAUCCCUCUAAUCCCCACCAGUGUUCAGUUUACAGAUGUAUGCUGCUCUGCCCAGCUUUUCUCACCUAGGUUCCAGGGAGCCUAACUCAGGUAGUCAUGCUUGUGUAGCAAGCACUUUCUCCAUCUUCCCAGCCCCUCUUCACAAUUUAAAAUCUA